Messenger RNA from Triticum aestivum (bread wheat), 2751 nucleotides. RefSeq lists its product as uncharacterized. The transcript has 10 exons. The record is from RefSeq and is a predicted model, not a curated record. NCBI's taxonomy places the organism in Eukaryota, Viridiplantae, Streptophyta, Magnoliopsida, Poales, Poaceae. The coding region runs from base 1 to 2751 and encodes 916 amino acids.
AUGGUGGACUAUGUUCUUGCAGGCCUCGACAGAGAUUAUGACCCCGUUGUGGCGGCUAUCGGUGCAGUAAAGAACCAAAUCUCAGUGGAUGAUCUGUUUGCUCAGAUUGCAGCAUUUAGUCAGCGCAUGGAGAUGCUUGGCGAUGGCCCUGACACCGGCUUCAAAACCUCUGCAAACAUGGUGUACAGAGGGCGCGGGCGCGGAUAUGGCAGAGGACGCAGGCGCAGCAACAGGGGCCGCGGCCAUGGAAGGUACGAUGAAGAUGAACAGGAGGAGAAGGGGGUCAACAUGGUCACUGACUCCUAUGGCGUCGACACAAAUUGGUAUGCGGAUACCGGGGCUACAAACCACAUCACGGGGGAGCUCGACAAGCUGACGAUUCGAGACAAGUACUGUGAAGGUGGCCAAGUGCACACUGCAAGUGGUUCUGAUAUGGAUAUUACUCAUGUUGUUUCCAGAGCAUGGGGCUUGAGACAGCUAGAUGUUAAGAACAUGUUCUUGCAUGGUGUUCUGGAAGAGGAGGUUUACAUAAGGCAACCACCUGGGUAUGCAAACAAGAAGGCUGACACUUCACUGUUCAUCUACAAUAAGGCAAACAUAACUAUAUUUGUAUUAGUAUAUGGUGAUGAUAUCAUAGUUGCAAGUUCUUUACAAAGUGCCAUUAAUGCUCUUCUUCAUGAUUUAAGUUCAGAGUUUGCUUUGAAGGAUCUUGGUGAUCUACAUUUCUUAUUGGGCAUUGAGGUGAAGAAGAUUCAAGAUGGCAUAACAUUGAACCAAGGAAAAUAUGCCACUGAGCUUCUAGCUCGCAUGGGGAUGAAAGAUUGUAAAUCUUCACCCACACCAUUAUCCUCUUCAGAAAAGCAUUCAUCCUUUGAAGGUGAGCCACUCAAAGAAGAAGAGAUCACGAAAUACAGGAGUGCAGUAGGAGCCCUACAGUACUUGACGCUAACAAGACCUGAUAUUUCCUUUGCUGUUAACAAGGUUUGUCAGUAUCUUCAUGCACCUACUACUGUACACUGGACAACUGUUAAAGAGGAUUGUACGGAUGCAGUGACGACAGGAAGUCAAUUGGAGGAUUUGUCGUAUUCUUUGGUUCCAAUCUCAUCUCUUGGAGAGCCAGAAAAUAAGCCAAAGUAUCCAGGUCAAAGAAAAGAGCAAGAGAAGAAGAUGGGGAAAGAGAAGCAGCAAUCCCAAUCCCAAUCCCUGGUAAAUGAAAUCAUCUCCGUGGAGAGGGAGCGCAGAGAUUUGCUUGGCUCACUUACUCCCGCCUUCUCUCUCUGGAAGGAAAUCGAUUCUCAAACAACGUGGACGAUCGCCACAAAGGAGCCUACUACUUCUUCUAGGGACGAGGACGAUGAGAAUCAUCAACUCGCGGACUACUUCAACUUGAUGCUCCAGGAUAUGGAGGACCUGGGCCAUCGGAUGCUUUCUAUGCUAUAUCUUCUCAACAAAUCCAUUGACCCCAUCUGCUCAUACAAGGCCACUGAGCUGUGCAAUACAGCAGCCAAAUUAAAUACGCAAAUCUCCAAGGAAUUUAUCACAAACCAGGAGCCGGAGCCGGAGCCGGAGCCGGGGCAGAUCAACUUGCCGAGCCUUUUCAGGAAACAUUCUAGAUUUCUCGAUAAUUACGAGAACACGUUGGCCCAGUUUGUCAUGGAGGAGGAUGAGGAGAACAAGUAUGAGGACGUUAAGGUGGAAGAGGAGGAGGAGCAGGAGAAGGACGUAUCCACAAUGGAGUAUCUCAAGGAAAGGGUGGACGUCGAGCAACAAUUUUUUGCCUAUGAUCGGACAUACUGGGAAGAUGUGUGGGGCAGCAGGAUCGGACGGUGCGGUGGAUUUAUGGAUACAACUGCAUUGAGCCCUAUGCUCUUUACACACUACACACCCAAUACCAUCUCAUCCCCUGCUGUCGCCGGGAGCAGCUUGCUGGUCUACUCCAUCAAAAUAAAGAAUCUAAAAGGCUUCAACUGGCCCCUCAGAGUGUACGGCAAGGUCGUUGCUCGCGACACUGUGGACCGCAACCGGAACAUUCUCUUCUCUCGAUCAAGGUCUAAGUACCAAGAACUCACCCGAGAGGAUUAUUCUUUAUGCUUGACUGGUCCAUCUCGUGCGAUUGUUGCUCUGGACCCUGUUGACUUUGAAGUUCAACUCCAAACAGUUGAAGGAGCAGAGUUCCAAGAUACAAUGUUCAUCAGUCUUAAACACCGCCUUGAAGAUGGCCCAUCAAGUGGCUCAGAUGGUGAUGGUUGUACAAUUGUCUCGCUCUCCAACGACUGUUGUAUGUUGAAGUUAACCCUUCAGCAGCUUGAUAGAUCGCUCCAGGCUACUAUCGUGGGUGUACGUGUUACAAAAGGGGAUUGGCCAUUCAAAUUUGGAUGUCGAGUUUUUUGCUCUUGGUCUCCCUUUGUUGCGACGGAGGUUAUUCCUACCACUUAUAGGCCAGUUGUGCUGCUUGACCGCUGUGGUAAAGGAUUGCUUAGAGGGUCAGAGAACUACCUUCAACUGUCGAGGAAAGUGGUUUCAGUGGGAAUCACAAGGAACGCUGAGAGUGGCCAUAUAGAAGCCUAUGGGAUGUCCCAUCGCUGGAUUGCUCGAAAGGGCCACAUCGACUUUCCUGUUCAGCAAUGCCAAACAAGCACACGUGAUUGUUCAGUUGGCGACGCCACAGUGGAGGUGCUUGUAGCCUGGUCGUUGCUUGUCAAGGAAAAGGUGGACCUCUUGGAUUUGUGCCCAUACAGCAUCCGCCUCUGA